AUGGGGUUGAAGAAAUUCUUCAAGAUUAAGCCUCCAGAGGAUGCGACAUCUGAACAAAAUAAGGACACUUUGAUGGAAUUAGGUAUUAGCGUCAAAAAUCCAAAUAAGAAAAGAAAAGAAAAGUUUUCCGCUUAUGGUAAAUUCGCGAAUGAUAAAUCUGAAGAUAAGGUGUAUGCACCACCAGGUUAUGAACAGUACGCUAAGCCACGGGAUGAACUAGAGGAUUUGAAUGCCUCUCCCCUAGAUGCCAAUGGUAACGAAGCGACCGCUCAGCCUAGUCAAACUUCAACUGGCAUGGGACAACAAGGAGGCCUUGCAGAGUCUAAUUCUAUGCAGAAAGAUCCUUACGCUAUUGAAAACGAAGAUUACCGAUAUGACGAUGACCCCUAUGCAAGAUUUCAGGCGAAUAAGAGCAAUAGUGGGAGUAGCGCCAAUCCGUCGGCGUACGGUGGUUUUGGAGGAGGCUAUAACAGUGCACCUAUUAAUUCCUUCAACAAUGGAGGCUCUUAUAGUAACCAAAGUGCAGGAAAUAGUUGGUCCAGUGGAAAUGUCAGCAACAAUCAAAACCGAACAAAUGAUAAUUUUAAUCCAAGACAAGCGCAGCAGAAACAAUCUCCCGUUUCAGUGUCACGGAAACCUCCAAUGGCGGACCAGAGGGGCUACUCAUCAAACCCUACGCAAGAGAGAAGAAAUCCUUAUGCUGAUACGAAUAGUUCCGGUGGUGGAUAUGACGUUAMUACUAACAAAACUGGUAGUAGCCGAAAUGGAAGUGCCACGAAUUCAAAUCCAUACGCUUCUAUGACAAACGAUCUUUACAGCAAUACCAACCCAAACAGGUCUACAAAUCCAUACUCCAGAAGAAACAAUAGUCAACCGCAAUCGCAGCCCGCACCAAUGACUUACACCCCAUCAUUUGUUGCCGCCAAUGAAGCAGAAACAAAAACUGAAGUUGACCUAAACGACGCACCUAGAGGGGGUGAGUUCGACUUUGAAGAUGCCUAUGCAGACAAAUCUGCAGAAAACAGGGUGGCAUUAGAUGAGCCCGAUUUGAAUGCAGUAAUAACAAAUGAUGAUUCUGUAGAUUUAAAUGCAUCUGAAGUAGAUCAACGUUCAAGACAGCAACAACAGCAACAACAGUGGUUCAUGGAUGAGCAACAGCAACAGCAACAAGACCUCAAUGCAACUACUGGCCAGUAUGAAGAUCAGAGAGGCUAUAAGACAUUCGAAGAUAUACAAAAAGAAGAGGAAGCUCGCCAACAACAGGAAGAAGAUGAGGCUGUGGAUGAAAUCAAGCAAGAGAUCAAGUUUACCAAACAAAGUUCUGUCGCUUCUACUAGAAACACACUAAAAAUGGCGCAAGACGCCGAGAGAGCUGGUAUGAACACACUGGGUAUGCUAGGUCACCAAAGUGAACAGUUGAACAGUGUGGAGGGAAAUCUAGAUUUGAUGAAAGUACAAAACAAGGUGGCCGACGAAAAAGUUGCCGAAUUAAAGAAGUUGAAUCGUAGUAUACUUGCCGUUCAUGUUUCUAAUCCGUUCAAUUCUAAAAGAAGGAGAAGAGAAAGAGAAGAGCAAUUGAAGAACAGGAAAAUUGAAGAAAAAUUGAUGAGAGAACAAACAAAUCAACAAAUCUCAAGGUCCACUCAAAGAAUAGAGGGUGCUAUGAAUGCAAAUGGUAAUACUAGUGAAGUACGUGAGAGAUACCAAAGACAGAAUAUUUUAGAAAAGGCGAAAAGAUAUCAAUUUGAAGAUGAUGAAGAAGAUGACGAAAUGGAAUUAGAAAUUGAUAGAAAUUUGGACCAAAUCCAACAAGUUAGUAAUCGUUUAAAGAAGAUGGCUUUGACCACUGGUCAAGAAUUAGACUCUCAGCAAAAACGUCUCAAUAACAUUGAGGAGGGUACUGAUGAUUUAGAUAUCAAUCUUCACAUGAAUACCAACAGGUUGGCCGGUAUCAGAUAG
Molecule: messenger RNA, 1959 nt
Organism: Saccharomyces eubayanus
Lineage: Eukaryota; Fungi; Ascomycota; Saccharomycetes; Saccharomycetales; Saccharomycetaceae
Gene: SEC9
Product: Sec9p
Exons: 1
Coding region: 1-1959 (652 amino acids)
Biological process (GO): vesicle fusion; exocytosis
Cellular component (GO): SNARE complex; plasma membrane
Molecular function (GO): syntaxin binding; SNAP receptor activity
Source: RefSeq, a predicted model, not a curated record